UGUUGGUAGUGGUGGUAACAGCAGGUGAACACUGCUGAUGAUUAUUAUCUUGUGUCUCCUCUUUAACAUCCUGAUAAGAUAACAGGACUUAGUUCAUCACAGGAGUGAAGUACGGACAUUAAAGCAGCCACGUUGGAAGUGUCUCGAAUACAACAUUAUCGUCAUCCUAGGGUAAAAUGGGCUCGAUUCCUCCUGAACCAACAAAAGCAGAAAUUGACCUGCUUCGUAGUUCUGUAGUGCAGAAGAUUGAUUCUGAUGGUGUGAUUUAUGACCCCCAAGAUGUGAAGAGAAUAAAAACAGAUGACAAAUACAUCAGACGAUUUUUGAUGCAUCAUGACAAUGAUCAGAAAUUGGCUUUGGAGAUGGUGAUUGACACACUUAAGUGGAGAUUUGAAAAUCACUGCAAUGAUAUCACCAAGGAGAGUGUACCAGCAGAUUUCUUUGAGAAAGGUGCCAUGUUUGCACACAACCGUGAUAAGGAUGGGUGCAAGAUGCUGGUAUUUGCUGUACGUCACCAUCAGAAGGGUGUCCUUGACAUGGAUUUGCUCAAAAAGUUUUUUAUAUACUGGCUUGAAAGAUUAGAAAGAGAGGAAAAAGGAGAAUGGAUAACAGUGUUCUUUGACAUGUGUGAAACUGGGAUGAAGAACAUGGACAUGGAGUUUAUCCAGUAUAUGAUAAACUUGUUUAAGAAUUAUUAUCCAUGGGUCCUUAACUACAUCAUUGUGUUUGAAAUGCCUUGGCUGCUAAGUGCUAUGUGGAAGAUUAUCAAAACUUGGCUGCCUCCAAAAUCUAUAGAGAAAAUCAAAUUUGUUGAUAAGAAAUCUAUAAAAGAUUUUGUGGAUUCUGAUCAGUGUCUGGCCAUUUGGGGUGGCAGUGAUGAAUAUGAGUACCAGUUUGAGCCUGAGCUGACACCAGUGGAUGAGGUCAUCUCCAAUGGUGACGUCGACUACCGCAAAGUGCAUUUUGCAGAGGGAAGUGCCAUGCCUCCAGCUUCACCAGUGAAGGGUAAACCACUGCUGCGCAGGACUACUGCAACUAAUGGAGGUGCCAUGAUAGAAAUUGAACCAACUGAAGGAUUGAUGUUUAGUAAUUGUCGCAUUGGUGCCACAGCAAAUAUAGUACUGACCAACCCUGCCAGUACCCACGUAGCUUUUAAGAUAAAAACUACAUCACCAGAGAAGUAUCGGGUACGUCCCUCUGUGGGUGUUUUAGAGGCUGGUACACAGCUUGAAAUUGGUGUAACUGUGAGUGAGCAGCUGACUCCUGCAGCACUGGUGCGUGAUAAGUUCCUGGUGAUGGGUACUUCAGCAUCCUCCAGUGAACUCAGCUCUCAUGAAGUCUCUCAGUUAUUUAAGACUAUAUCCAAAGAUGAAAUCUUUGAGACACGUCUACGGGUUGGUGUAUCUGCAGCAGAUGCUAGCCAAACCUCAACACCCUCAGCUUCACCGGCAUCACCAGUCUCGCCAGAGCUCUUGUCGAAGAUUGAUCAGCUUCUGCACCGCCAAUCUGCCGUAGAAGAACAACUUCGUACAGCAAAGAAACUUGUCUUCUUUACACUUAUUGUGAUGAUUGUAAUCCUUAUUUUCGUAGUUACUGCAACUAACAACAUGACUUCCAGCCUCCUCAUGCAUUCUGCAGCAUGCAGAGCACCGGCACCAUACAAGUCAAACUACGCAAGAUGAAGAGGGAAAUCAUGUUGAGCUAUAGCAUCUUCCUGGUAGGUAUCCAGUAACAGAAGUUUGUGUGUAACCUUUAAUGACAUUGGAUAUUAUUUUCAAUGUGUGAUGUAAACUUUGGCAGCAACUUCACUUCUUAUAUGAUAGUUCAUGUGAACUUGGCAACUAAAUUCUAAGAUAGAAAAAUGCCUCAUUUGCUACCAUGCAUAUUGGCUAUAUCACUUAUUUGUAUGAAGCU
Messenger RNA from Cherax quadricarinatus, 1914 nucleotides. NCBI's taxonomy places the organism in Eukaryota, Metazoa, Arthropoda, Malacostraca, Decapoda, Parastacidae. The record is from RefSeq and is a predicted model, not a curated record.